Messenger RNA from Miscanthus lutarioriparius, 711 nucleotides. NCBI's taxonomy places the organism in Eukaryota, Viridiplantae, Streptophyta, Magnoliopsida, Poales, Poaceae. The record is from the annotation of a GenBank genome assembly.
AUGGCCAAGCGGCUCGCCGCCGCCGAGAAAGAGGUGCUAAUCGAGGUGGUGAGGUUCACGCAGAAGAACGGCCUGAGUGGCUGUGACGGCGGGUGGAAGGAUUUCCUGGCCCGGAACGACAGGAAGUUUGGCGCGUCGCUGAGCGACCCCAGGAAGCGCACCAGGGAUGUGCUGCUCGCCUUCGUGCAAACCUUCUACAAGGAUUUCCAGAAGUACUUCGGCAAAUUGGUGAAGCGUCAUAAGGAAAGAAGUGCCGUUCAGCAGUAUAUGACUGAUUUUCCUGACGAAGUUUCUCCCGAGCAGAAACUUGUUCAACUGACGGCAGAGCACCCGGAGUACAGAAAACACUAUUGCUUCCCAUCAUACCAGGAGGCUAAGUUGGACAUACUUGCAAACCCCUUGAAGACUAUAACUGACUAUAGGACACACAUCACUGGUGUAUCAAAGAAGGAUUUAGAAGGAGUCACAUCAUCAUUAGUUGAUGUUCAGAAAUCGCUGAAGAGAAUGUUAUCCAAAGAAAAUAUUUUGAUUGGCCAUAGCUUACAUAGAGAUUUAUGCGCCUUAAAGAUUGAUUACUCUCAAGUUAUUGAUACAGCAUACAUAUUUAAGUAUGCAAAUUUACCUACUACUGCAUCACCUUCCUUAAAAAGUUUGUGCAAGGUUAGAGAACAGUCCAUAAAAAGACUUGCUGAUGUACGAAUUACUUUGUGA